CGAAAGCCGGUGUCGACGGUGUCGAUCCCCGGCGCAAUGAAGGCGUACUCCGGGGGCAGAGACGCGGGGACUGAGGAGGCGGGGGUCGCGCUAGUCGGGGUCCACAGCGAGUACCCACGUUUCGGUGAGGAGCGAGCUCUUGGCGGCGGCACCUACAAAGGCGGGGGGACAGCUAAACACAAGCCAAACAUAGGAUAUAGGUUAGGUAGACGAAAGGCAUUAUUUGAAAAACGAAAACGAAUAAGUGACUACGCCCUUGUAAUGGGAAUGUUUGGUAUUAUAAUUAUGGUAAUAGAGAACGAACUUUCCAGUGCCGGCGUUUAUACUAAGGCGUCAAUUUACUCGCAAGCGUUAAAAACACUAAUCUCCAUGUCAACUGUGAUCUUACUCGGCCUAAUUGUUGCUUAUCACGCAUUAGAAGUACAGUUAUUCAUGAUUGAUAACUGCGCUGAUGACUGGCGAAUAGCUAUGACUUGGCAGAGGAUAGCACAGAUUGCGUUAGAACUCGCGAUCUGUGCAGUUCACCCCAUUCCUGGCCAAUACACCUUCACGUGGACCACCAAACUGGCCAACAAAGGAGGUGUUAUAGGGGUUGAAGUUGUUCCCUACGACGUAACUCUCUCUUUGCCGAUGUUCUUUCGUCUGUACUUAAUAUGUAGAGUCAUGCUUCUUCAUAGUAAACUAUUCACCGACGCAUCUUCACGAAGUAUAGGAGCCUUAAAUAGAAUUAACUUUAAUACUAGGUUUGUGCUAAAAACGCUCAUGACAAUUUGUCCUGGUACAGUACUCUUAGUGUUCAUGGUGUCACUAUGGAUAAUAGCAAGUUGGACGUUGCGACAAUGCGAAAGGUUUCACGACGAAGAACACGCUAAUCUACUCAAUGCGAUGUGGCUAAUAGCCAUAACAUUUCUCUCCGUUGGUUUUGGAGACAUUGUGCCAAAUACAUACUGCGGCAGGGGUAUUGCCGUAAGCACCGGUAUUAUGGGAGCUGGAUGCACUGCGUUAUUAGUUGCGGUUGUUUCAAGGAAGUUAGAGUUAACUAGAGCUGAGAAGCACGUUCAUAACUUCAUGAUGGAUACACAACUUACUAAAAGACUGAAAAACGCAGCGGCCAAUGUGUUGAGGGAGACUUGGCUAAUUUACAAGCAUACGCGGCUCGUGAAGAGGGUCCACCCCGGCAGAGUGAGGACACACCAGAGGAAGUUUCUAUUAGCCAUAUACGCGUUAAGAAAAGUGAAGAUGGAUCAGAGAAAGUUAAUGGACAACGCGAACACAAUAACAGACAUGGCAAAGGACCCUUUCCUGUUGCAGACCCAGAACACGGUCUACGAAAUAGUAUCUGACAUGAGCACACGACAGGACACCAUAGAAGAGAGAUUAACCAGUUUAGAAGAAAAACUCACUUCUUUACAGGAGCAAAUGAAUACGAUACCGGACAUAAUGGCCCGAUGCUUGCAACAACAUUGGGAGAGAACCGAACAGCGUAGGAACUAUCUACAUCCGGACACGGCGGCUGUACCCACGCCUCCCUCGUCAACAAUCACACCGUAUGCCAGGCCACUAGCAUCAGCGUCGCACCCGUGGCCACCUAGUCCUGUGGGUCACCAGGCGGCGCGCGCGCACUCUGCGCCCGAGAGCACGGCCGCCCAUACGCCGACAGCGCAGCUCGCGCCCACCAGCCCCGCGCCCGCGCCGCCCCGCACGCAGCUGCCUAGCUGAGUACCGCCCUCCAAUUCCGAACUCCUUUGCUGAACUCGACGAAACUCGGCUCCUAUCCCCUUCUUAUAUCAUAACUAUUAGUAAGUUUAUCGGGAAAAUUGUUUCACAAUAGGUUAUAAUGCAAAUUGUAAAGCAAGCUUAAUUGACCAUACUUUUUCUUAUGAUUAAAUAUUCUAUUCAUUUGUGCAACGACAAAUUUAUUAUAAUCAAUCGUAGUAAAUUGGAAGAGUGAAAUGAGUUUCCCGGUUCACCGAUGGAAGAAGCCAGCGUGAGACAAGGCAAGCCGUAGUUAUCUUCGCUGUUCCCCAAAGUUUCGGAAGUGUCUGACUGUUUUCUAGUGGUAUUGUUUAGAUAGUAGACGAAGAACGAAAAGACCUAAUACUGUGAGUUAACGAUAUGCUUUAUCAAGAAACGCCUUGUCAAAACAUAGAUGAUAUUAUUUUAAAGUUUAAUAUUAAGUAUCAUACUCAUUUAAAUAUUUUAAUACACAGCAAUUAUACAUAAGUAUACAGCGUUAUUAUUUGAACAUCAUUCAUUAUACAUUGCGCUAUUUAUAACAUACCACGUCGUUUAUACUCGCUUUACUGCAUUGCAUAAAUGAAACACCAUGUAUCUACGGUCUAUGAAACUAUGAGUUUACACUAAUAA
Molecule: messenger RNA, 2367 nt
Organism: Papilio xuthus (Asian swallowtail)
Lineage: Eukaryota; Metazoa; Arthropoda; Insecta; Lepidoptera; Papilionidae
Gene: SK
Product: small conductance calcium-activated potassium channel
Exons: 13
Coding region: 37-1719 (560 amino acids)
Biological process (GO): potassium ion transport
Cellular component (GO): membrane
Molecular function (GO): small conductance calcium-activated potassium channel activity; calmodulin binding
Source: RefSeq, a predicted model, not a curated record